Messenger RNA from Ficedula albicollis (Collared flycatcher), 944 nucleotides. RefSeq lists its product as uncharacterized. Gene Ontology annotation, cellular component: plasma membrane. The coding region runs from base 14 to 931 and encodes 305 amino acids. The transcript has 5 exons. The record is from RefSeq and is a predicted model, not a curated record. Lineage: Eukaryota; Metazoa; Chordata; Aves; Passeriformes; Muscicapidae.
UUGGGCAGAACCCAUGGCCGCGGCAGCAGCUCCGCUCAUGUCCGGGCAGGGACCUGAGUGCGAUUCACCCCGAACCAGAUGUCGGUGCCCAGGCGGGUCAGGUCUGCACCAGCCCCAGGACAAGGUGUCAGUGGCACUGGGGGAGACGCUCACCCUGAAAUGCAAUACGUCUGCAAUGCUUGAACCAAGUCCUGUGAGGUGGCUGAAGGGCUGGGGCAAUGAGAACAAGACCAUCUAUGACCAGAGAGAGUCCUUUCCCCGUGUGAUGAGAGCGGUGGGUGAGUCCAACACAGACUUCACCAUCCACAUCAGGAACAUUACGCUUGAGGACAUGGGCACCUACUACUGUGUGAAGUUUUGCAAGGGUGACACGGGUGAGGAAGAGGUGUUUCAACGUGGCCGUGGCACAGAGGUGUCCGUGCAAGAGACAGCCCUGGUUCCUGGAAUGGUGGCUGCAGCUGUAGUGCUCUGCUUCCUCCUCCUCCUUGGCCUCUUCGUUGCCCUUUGCCUGUACAGGAAGAAGCGCCAAGGCGGGGUGGGCAGCCUGUGCCCAGCCAGGAUAGUGGCCAUGGGCAGCUUCUCGUCUGUCCCUGCGCAGUGCUAUGCAGGGACCCCCAGAACCCCCAGUGAAGUCCUGGAUGCAGAGAGCUCCCACCUGCCCUGCCAGAUUUUUCUUGCAGUACUGUUCCCUAUUUGUGUGCACUUUUGCAGCAGAGCAGCAAGGAGGAGAACAACAUCCACUAUGCCGACCUGCAGCCUCUGCCCGCGGUCCCACGGCGCAGCAGGAGCCCGGGCACAGCCCCCACCGAGUAUGCCAGCCUCAGGGCAGCUGCCAGGUGAUGCAUGGCACCCCUGCCUGCACGGCCAGGCCCUGUCAGGGUGGAAAAUGGGAUGUUUCUGCAGAUUCAGAAUAAACACAAUUUCACAAUAAAGAAAGAAGUGGA